CGUAUCAAAUUAUUUUAAAAGUAAAUUCUUUCUUUGCAAGAAGUGCAAAAUGAAGUUGUGCAUUUUACUUGUUUUAGGAGUGAUUGUAUGCAAUUUAUGUGCCAUCAAUGGCUUUAGAAUGAAAAGACAGAUAGAUGACUUUUGCGGUUUGCCUGUAAAACUUCGAAGUACUAUAUGGAAUUGUAUCGAGUCGCAACUUUCCUUUAAGGAUAGGCAAACGUAUUCAGGUAUUGCCCUGUGUUUUAAUGAAGCUAACUUUGUUGACGUCAUGAAUAGAAUGUGUGGCAAAACAGAAGAUGAGAUUGAUGCAAUGGUAGAACUGCAUGAAGAUUGUUUGGAAGAGCUGGACAUGGAUGAUGAAUCAAAUGAAAUCGAUGCGGACGAAGAAGAGGUAGCGAAUUGUGUUAUAAAUAAUAUGUGAA
Centruroides sculpturatus (bark scorpion) is the source of this 422-nucleotide messenger RNA. RefSeq lists its product as uncharacterized. The transcript is spliced from 5 exons. Bases 50 to 421 code for a protein of 123 amino acids. The record is from RefSeq and is a predicted model, not a curated record. NCBI's taxonomy places the organism in Eukaryota, Metazoa, Arthropoda, Arachnida, Scorpiones, Buthidae.